Messenger RNA from Acomys russatus (golden spiny mouse), 678 nucleotides. RefSeq names its product SFT2 domain containing 3 (gene Sft2d3). The record is from RefSeq and is a predicted model, not a curated record. Gene Ontology annotation, biological process: vesicle-mediated transport. The transcript has a single exon. Lineage: Eukaryota; Metazoa; Chordata; Mammalia; Rodentia; Muridae. Bases 40 to 678 code for a protein of 212 amino acids. Gene Ontology annotation, cellular component: membrane.
GGAAGUGCUAGCCCCGUUUCCAACGCCACUCGGUCCGAGAUGGCGGAUCUCCACCGCCAACUCCAGGACUACCUGGCGCAGGGUAAAGCGAGCAAGCCGGCAGCUACAGAGCCGCUGCUCGCCGCGAGGGACUCGGAAGAGCCUGCGGCCCGGUCCUGGCCAGGCCGCCCGGUUCUGCGAUGGCCGUGGGCACGGAGCCCUGCCGAGCCGCCGCCCGCGGGCUCCCGGUGCAUCCCGAGCGUGACGCGCGGGCAGCGCCUGGCGGCGGGCGGGCUGUGUCUGCUGCUGGCCGCGCUGUGUUUCGGCCUGGCGGCGCUGUACGCGCCCGUGCUGCUGCUGCGCGCGCGCAAGUUCGCGCUCCUCUGGUCUCUGGGCUCCGUGCUGGCGCUGGCGGGCGCGGCGCUGCUGCGGGGCGGCGCGGCCUGCGGGCGCCUGCUGCGCGGCGAGGAGACGCCUUCGCGGAGCACGCUGUGCUAUGUGGCCGCACUGGGCGCCACGCUCUACGCGGCGCUGGGCCUGCGCAGUACGGCGCUGACGGCUCUCGGCGCCUGCGCACAGGUGGCCGCUCUGCUCUACGCGCUGAUAGGGCUCCUGCCCUGGGGCGGCCUGACGGCGCUGCGCCUAGCGCUUGGUCACCUAAAUCGCGGGAGCGGCCGGACCCACGCGCUCCCGGUGUGA